UAUAUCUUAAUUUCAGGUAUUCGUGCACACAUCGACAGCUUACGCUUUCUGCAAUAGAAAGGAAGUGGACGAAAAAAUUUAUACAAUGUCCAGAACUUGUGAAGAAUUUAAGAAAAUCGCAAAUCUAGAAAAUAUCGAUUCAGCAAAGAUAACAGAGGGAAAUGUUUUCGAAGGUCGACCUAACACCUAUACUUUAACAAAGGCCAUAACAGAAAAUUACUUAAAUAACUUCUGUAGAGAUUUACCUGUAGUUAUCGUAAGACCUUCUAUGGUAGGUUGCACUUGGAAAGAACCUAUUCGCGGAUGGAACGAUAACCAUAGUGGUGCAGAUUAUUUAAUUGCCUCCGGAUUAAAAGGAAUACUCAGAAGCAUAUUAAUCGACGAAGACAAAAUUUGUGAUUUUAUUCCUGCAGACACAGUGAUUAAUUUGAUGUUGGCUGCCGCUUGGAAAAAGGCGGCGAUUCUUCAUCGAAGAUACUGAAUUUCAUGAAGAGAUUCGGAAAGAUUCCUCUCGGCAUGACCUGUAGCGAUUUCUUCGUCAUCACCAGAAAAACUCCCUUAAAGGUGAGCAAAGCGUUACGUUCUGCAUUUUCUAUCGUUUGCGAUGUACGAAAAUCCUCUGGUCGUUGUGG
Centruroides sculpturatus (bark scorpion) is the source of this 632-nucleotide messenger RNA. Its product is annotated as fatty acyl-CoA reductase 2-like. The transcript has 6 exons. The record is from RefSeq and is a predicted model, not a curated record. Gene Ontology annotation, biological process: long-chain fatty-acyl-CoA metabolic process. Lineage: Eukaryota; Metazoa; Arthropoda; Arachnida; Scorpiones; Buthidae. The coding region runs from base 86 to 481 and encodes 131 amino acids. Gene Ontology annotation, cellular component: peroxisome. Gene Ontology annotation, molecular function: alcohol-forming very long-chain fatty acyl-CoA reductase (NADP+) activity.